This is a messenger RNA of Motacilla alba alba, 1699 nucleotides long. RefSeq names its product transmembrane protein 60 (gene TMEM60). NCBI's taxonomy places the organism in Eukaryota, Metazoa, Chordata, Aves, Passeriformes, Motacillidae. The transcript is spliced from 3 exons. Bases 192 to 596 code for a protein of 134 amino acids. The record is from RefSeq and is a predicted model, not a curated record.
CGGGCGGUGCCCUGAGGCGGAGCGGGAGGGGAGGGCCCCGCGCCCCCUCAGCUGAGCGCGGGCCCCGCGGACCGGGGGAUGCGCCGGGAUCUGCGGACAGUUUUAGUUAUGCAGUUAUGCAUCCUCGUUAUGCAGAUCAUCCCACCAAGGUUGUUGCUGACAGCGAAGGCCUUCCUCUCAAAGCUGUUUAAAUGAGAAUGUCCCUGGCGCAAAGAGUGCUGCUGACAUGGCUUUUUACCUUACUCUUCCUGAUCAUGCUGGUGCUGAAGUUGGAUGAGAAAGCACCGUGGAACUGGUUCCUCAUUUUCAUUCCAGUGUGGAUAUUUGACACAAUUCUCCUCGUUAUGUUAAUUGUAAAAAUGGCUGGACGCUGCAAGUCUGGCUUUGACCCCCGCAAUGGCUCCCAGAACAUGAAGAAGAAAGUCUGGUACCUCAUUGCCAUGCUGCUGAAAUUGGCCUUCUGCCUGGCGCUGUGUGCGAAGCUGCAGCGAUUCACCACCAUGAAACUGGCCUACGUGUUCAUCCCGCUCUGGGCCUUGCUGCUUGGGGGCAUGGUGGAACUUGGAUAUAACAUCUUCUAUGUACGAAGAGACUAGGCUGUGCCAGCUGGCUUCCAGUGCCAAGACUGGCACCAAAUUACUAGAUUAUUACCAUUUUGCCACAAAUUUGAUCUUCAAACUAGAAAGCCAAAUGAGUCAAGCUGGAGACUUAAGCUAAAGCAGACUGAAGACUGAAAGUAGACGUGUUUCAUUUUUUUUAUUUUAAAACUCACAUAUGCUCUUGUAAAUAAAAGUAUUUGUUCAACAUAAGCUGUUCUAAUAUGAUUACUGGUAUUUGUUACAUGGAACAAGAUAUGGGUUCUUUGUGUGCAGGUAGAAGACCUUGUCAAAGAACCCACAAAUAUUCUACCCAGAGUAUUCAGCACAUUGAGUAAUCCUGGGAAAGAGGACUGACAUUUUCUGCUACUCAUGCUGUAAGUCAAGAAAUAACCAGUUAUUUCCAUAAGGAGCUAAAUUUGCUUUAAAAAUCAGUAACAAUUGACAGCAGCCAAAUAAGAGCAAGAAAAGGAAUAAAGUAAUACACUUUUUUUUUUUUUGACAGUGAGAUUCCAUUACCAGUGUAAAAAUAAGCAGUUUUCUAAGCUGCUGAAACAGCCCUUAACCAGUAUGUUACCUUAGGGAACACACUUGGUAGCUGAGCUGUGCCAGCAGUCCUGAGAUCCAGAGAAGAGGGAGACAAUGAUGAUUCCUUUCCAAGUGAGACAUCAGCAAUGUUGCUAGAGACUGAAAAUACAGGGUGAGUAUACAAUACUGCAUUUAUACCUGCCCAAAGUGGUACUUGAACAAGACAGUUUUCAGUAGCCAAGGAUAUGAAAUUUUUGGGGGUGAAGCCUUGGCUUCAUGGAGCACUAGCAAACUCAGAUGUGAGGAAAUGACCUUUUCCAGGUAACAAGCGAAUAGAACUUCAGGGAAGAACUGGAGCUACAAGUGUAUUUUGUGGACUGAAGUGCUCUUCCAGGAGAUACAGUAACACCAAAUUCAAAUGUAGCAGUUAUCUGGGACAUUAUUAACAAGCACGCUGAAAGUACUGAUCCAUUCCUAGAGACAAAAGAACGGCAAGUGAAUGAAAAACAGUCUAGGGUAACAGGACAUACCUAGACAAGCGUCUCACUAAUAAAAUGAUAAGUAUGUACAUUCAA